Messenger RNA from Oncorhynchus kisutch (coho salmon), 2821 nucleotides. RefSeq names its product transcription factor COE3. The transcript is spliced from 6 exons. The record is from RefSeq and is a predicted model, not a curated record. Lineage: Eukaryota; Metazoa; Chordata; Actinopteri; Salmoniformes; Salmonidae. The coding region runs from base 591 to 1154 and encodes 187 amino acids. Gene Ontology annotation, molecular function: DNA binding. Gene Ontology annotation, biological process: regulation of DNA-templated transcription.
GGGGAUAGAGGGUUGAGUUUUGUAUGCUUCCAUCCCAUUCUGCAAGACGCUAAAGGCCUCUCAUCAACCUCUCCUGUGUCCAGGAACACCUCCGUAGUAAUCAUUUCGUUUAUUUUGUCUUUUGGAGCUGGAGCGCAUUGCCAGAAGUGGUCGAUUUAACUGAAGCUUUUUUUUGUGUGUAAAUGCUUGUUGUAUGAUGACUCCAGCUUGCGGAGCCAUCACCAAAAACAAAAAAGUUUUCUUCAAACGCAUUUCGAAUAAAAACUAGAAUAAAACAGAAGCAACUACAACCAUAUCCUGCUAUUUGAACGACUUCUUCAACGACUAGGAGGAUCACGUUCCAACCAGCUACCGAGAUAGACUACAGUAACCCACUCUGUGAAUUGUUCAUGUCGUGCCAACACAGGACGGGCUCAAGGAGACAGGACUUGUGAACUCAACUGGGACUUUUGUUUCGUUCUACACGUUUUAACUACAACAAACUUAUUUUACUGUUAUUUGUCAACCACCAAGAAGGAAAGAUUGCUCUUCAACAACUACCUUCCUAUUAUUCUCAUUUGGCUGGAGCGGGUUUGUACGAAACUGUUUUAAUGUUUGGAAUUCAGGAAAAUAUAGGCUUACCUAGAGGAGGGACGACUAUGAAAGAGGAACCGCUGGGCAGCGGGAUGAACUCGGUCCGCUCGUGGAUGCACACAUCUGGGGUAGUGGAUGCGAACACAGCCGCCCAAAGCGGUGUGGGUUUGGCUCGGGCACACUACGAGAAGCAACCACCGUCCAACCUCAGAAAAUCUAACUUUUUCCACUUCGUUCUUGCGCUGUAUGAUAGACAAGGACAGCCGGUGGAGAUCGAACGGACAGCUUAUGUGGACUUUGUGGAGAAGGACAAAGAACCUAACAGUGAAAAAACGAACAAUGGGAUACACUACAAACUCCAGUUACUGUACAGCAACGGUGUCAGAACAGAACAGGAUCUUUUCGUACGAUUAAUCGAUUCCAUGACAAAACAGGCUAUUAUCUAUGAAGGUCAAGACAAAAACCCAGAGAUGUGCCGAGUGCUUCUCACACACGAAAUCAUGUGCAGUCGGUGUUGUGAUAAGAAGAGUUGUGGCAACAGGAACGAGACUCCUUCAGACCCCGUUAUCAUCGACAGGUAAGAAACAGACCGAUGUUCGGUUACAGAUCUUUUCUAUAUUCUGGUUUAGUCGUGUGGCGUGUGCUGUGUGUAUGUGCUGUGUGUAUGUGCGGAGUGCGAUGGUCAUGGUUGUUGUAGUCAUUCUGGGACUAUUGUUGUAGUCAUUCUUGGGGAUUCUGUGGUGCCCAACUUCUGUCUCUCUGUCUCUCAACAUUGUACUGUCUCUGUGUUUGUUGUUCUCCUGCGUUGUUGCACAGGUGGGUUGACUUGGAAACCCGGAGGUCUCUGUAGGGGAUUGGGUAAUUGCUAGCGAGUUGUCAGGGGAAACAGUUUCCUCGGCCUUUCCUCUCUCUGUGCUCUGCCCUGCUGUGAGGGAGUCCGUUGUUAACGCUUGGAGUGCGCUUGGCUUUACAUUCAGACUUGUAUCAUUGAGUGGCCGCCUCCUAAUUUACGAACAAGUGUUUUUUAUUCAGUACUCUGUCAUUUAUUCCACUAUACUGUAUUUCUAUGUGAAUCUGAGUGCUUGGCUGCCUUCCUACAUGCGGCCCACUGUCCAGGAGAGUUUGAUAUGAUGUUAGAUGUAUUGUUACUGCUACUGGCUGAGCACAGUUUUCUCAGUCGUAGUUCAUUGGAUGUGAACAAGUAUUUUGGGAGAGGGAAAGACGAUGAGUUAAAACCAGGGUGAAAUAUGGAGAAACCAGGAGAGGGAAAGACGACGAGUUAAACCAGGGUGAAAUAUGGAGAAACCAGGAGAGGGAAAGACGAUGAGUUAAAACCAGGGUGAAAUAUGGAGAAACCAGGAGAGGGAAAGACGAUGAGUUAAAACCAGGGUGAAAUAUGGAGAAACCAGGAGAGGGAAAGACGAUCAGUUAAAACCAGGGUGAAAUAUGGAGAAACCAGGAGAGGGAAAGACGAUCAGUUAAAACCAGGGUGAAAUAUGGAGAAACCAGGAGAGGGAAAGACGAUGAGUUAAAACCAGGGUGAAAUAUGGGCCACCAGUGGAUAGCAAUGCCAAUGUUUGAGCUGUUAGAAUAUCUGUUUGCUUAGCGGAGAGUAUUUGGUAUCUGACACAGGGAACAUAUCUCUUUAUUAGUAAUCACAUAUGUACGGCCAGUUGCUGCCUUCCUUUCACUCAGUCAGUCAGCGACAGUCUAUGUGUCAACCAGUGGAACACAGAGCUCACAGACGACUCACAUUCUGGACUGGAGCAGCUCUGGCAGAAUGUAUGCAUGUUUACAUGUAUUCACAAUCACGUGUAUGAUUGCAUUCUGGGUAUUUAUGCGUUCAUUUACCGCCAUUACACACUAUUGUAUUAUGACUGUAUAUAUAUUUAUGAACGUGUGUAUUAUGACACUAUAUUGUAUUUAUGUUGUUGUUACUUAGAGACAUAUAACAUGUUUAUUAAAGGAAUGUUGUUUAGUGGUAAAAUGGUAAAAUGAUGCUUUUCAGACCUACUUCAGUUGUACACAUCUAUACACGUGUUUCCACGUGUUUCUUAUAUCACCUCCUAUUGGUUGAGAAAUGGACUUCAUUAUUUGACAGUGGAAUGACAGCGUGUGUGAUGUGAUAUGUCCAUGAGGGUGUGUGUGUGUGUGUGUGUGUUAUGUCAUCUGUCCAGUAUUGGUAAUAACCUGUUAACAAGGUAGAUUUGAUUAGUUCUGUGCUUAGCACGGUUAUCACUCUGCAAUG